Molecule: messenger RNA, 1941 nt
Organism: Drosophila eugracilis
Lineage: Eukaryota; Metazoa; Arthropoda; Insecta; Diptera; Drosophilidae
Gene: pll
Product: serine/threonine-protein kinase pelle
Exons: 3
Coding region: 187-1701 (504 amino acids)
Biological process (GO): protein phosphorylation; signal transduction
Molecular function (GO): protein binding; ATP binding; protein kinase activity
Source: RefSeq, a predicted model, not a curated record
CCGCACCGUUAACAAGUUGUCCGCCUGUUUUGAUCGAAUCGAGUUGGGAAUUUACCCCAAACCGAUUUUCGUUUCGCUGCAACAGGUUCCCAACGCCACUUUCCCCUUUCCACCGGCUUCAAUUGCAUCCGGAGAGACAGACCGCAUGAAUCAGUCCCAACCAGUUAAACCGCCCACCAGUGAAAGAUGAGUGGCGUUGAGACCGCAGAAGCCGAGGCACAGGCUCAAAACCAGGCAAAUGGAAAUAGGACCAGAUCGCGAUCCCACUUGGACAACACUAUUGCCAUACGGCUGAUGCCACUGCCCGUACGUGCCCAGCUCUGCGCCCACUUGGAUUCCCUGGAUGUGUGGCAACAACUGGCCACUACCGUAAAACUUUAUCCGGACCAAGUUGAACAGAUUAGCAGCCAGAAGGAUCGGGGUCGCUCAGCAUCCAAUGAGUUUCUUAACAUUUGGGGCGGCCAGUACAAUCACACUAUACAAACUUUGUUUGCUUUGUUUAAAAAAUUGAAGCUGCAUAACGCAAUGCGCCUAAUUAAGGAUUAUGUCAACGAAGACCUCCACAAGUACAUUCCAAGAAGCGUUCCCACCAUAAGCGAGCUGCGUGCUGCUCCUGAUUCUAGUGCUAAAGUGGACAAUGGCCCGCCUUUUCCCUCUUCGUCGGGCGUCAGCAACUCAAACAACAAUCGCACUAGUACCACGACGGAGGAGAUUCCCAGUCUGGAGUCCCUGGGCAACAUCCACAUUAGUACAGUUCAACGGGCUGCCGAGUCCCUGCUUAAAAUUGACUAUUCGGAGUUAGAAAGUGCAACGGACAGGUGGUGUCCCGAAAAUCGCCUUGGACAAGGCGGAUUCGGAGAGGUGUAUCGCGGAGAGUGGAAGCAGCUGGACGUGGCCAUUAAGGUUAUGAACUACCGCAGUCCUAACAUCGACAAAAACCAGGUGGAGCUGCAGCAGAGCUACAACGAAUUGAAAUAUCUCAAUACCAUUCGGCACGACAACAUUCUAGCUCUCUACGGCUAUAGUAUCAAUGGGGAAAAGCCCUGCCUCGUCUACCAGCUUAUGAAGGGCGGUUCCCUGGAGAACCGUCUGAGGGCACACAAAGCACAACAGCCGCUUCCGGCUCUCACCUGGCAGCAGCGGUUUAGCAUCAGCCACGGCACAGCUAGAGGGAUUUACUUUCUGCACACGGCACGGAGUACUCCGCUUAUCCAUGGAGACAUCAAACCGGCGAACAUCCUUUUAGAUCAAUGCCUGCAACCCAAGAUUGGCGAUUUCGGACUGGCCCGCGAGGGACCCAAAUCCAUAGACGCUGUGAUGCAAGUAAAGAAAGUGUUUGGAACCAGGAUCUAUCUACCCCCGGAGUUCCGCAACUCUAAGCAGCUUAGCACAGGCGUGGACGUCUACAGCUUUGGCAUUGUGCUAUUAGAAGUGUUCACAGGGCGCCAGGUGACGGAUAGGCUGCCCAAAAAUGAUAUGCAGCAGGACUUGCUGCACUACGUCAAGCAGCACUGGCGACAGAACCGAAUGGAACUGCUGGACAAGCACCUUCCUACACCGAUGGGAGAAGAGCUGGACAUGUGCCUGUGCGCUAUCGAGGCGGGACUGCACUGCACAGCUCUAGAUCCGCAGGAUCGACCAUCGAUGGACGCCGUGCUCAACCGUUUCAAGCCAUUCCGCAAUGAUUUUAAUGGCAUUUAAAUACCUAAGUGACUUUUAAUAGACGAACUUUAAAAGCUCGAAGCACCAUAUUCACAAAAUUUAACUGAAUUGAAUUAUGCGAUAGCAAUAUAUUAUCAACUUAAAAAUCCUUAAAGACUUAUUUUUAUUUAAAAAAUGUACAUUUUUAAACAAUUUGUUAUUAAAACUUUGUAUACUUAUUUGUUACUGGAAUGUUAUUCAGAAAAUACCUAUUAUAAAAAAUCCUUUUCAAUUUUAAAA